CAUGCUUUAGCCCAAACGCCUAGCAAGAACGGUGCGUGUGCUAAUAUGAUAUACUUAUUAAAAUAGUAGGUCUCCAAGAUGUUGCUAGGACCUCUUCCUUCGAUAGAUGUGUAUAUAAACCAUUGAUCAGAAUAUCCCAGUCUCAAUAACCAGAUUUUAGGGACCGUCAAAAAUAUAUUUCCUCAUCAUGGAUAUCAUAGACAUCACAUAUCCUUUGGACCGAGUCGCUUGCUGUUGUGCCCGGUGCCAGCAAGUUCUGACUACAUUCAGCAAUGUAUGGAUCGGGAUGGGUGAAAGUUAUAUGACCCCCGCUGCCUGUCCUAAAUACACCUCGAACACCUGUAUCGCUCAUGCGGGUUUCCCGACUAUCAUAUAUACAGGUCCCGUGCGACUUGGAAAGGAACGGACGUUGGUAGCGGAUUGCCAUCUACAUGAUAUAUCAUGCAUCUCUUGCCAGACGGUAAUUGGGUUCAAGUGUCUAAUGGCGCCGGAUAAUCACGUUCUACGCGAUGGUCAAUUGUUCUUCCGGCCUUCCUCAAUUGUACUCAUUCUUGCGAAUGGCAGCGAUGCGGAUAUAAAUCCAAGCACCGGUAUAAUUGUUGAUGCCAUCAUCCAAAAGGUGCUCAGUCUAGAAGAAACUCCACGCCCUAGUCUCGAUACUCCAAUCACACCUUCGUCCUCCGAGGGAACUACGCACGCUGGCAUGAGCAAAAGAGACCUUUCGAUAGUACAGGGCCAAGUUCUUGAUCAUCUACAGGCUCAGCUAGAUGCUUCAAGAGAAGAAAUCCAAAGGCUUGGCCGCUUAGGCUAUCAACAAGCCAGCUCCAGCUCCACUGAUAACACAACGCUGUGCGCCCAAGACAAGGUCGCAGAGCUAGCGAAGGAAAUUGAUGAGUUGAAAAGAUUGGUGAAGUAUUCUAGGGAUUCCAACAUGCAGGAUAGCAUCACCUCGCUAAAAAACGGAUUCGGCGAAAUGAACCUGACAUCCACCCGUAUCGAGCGAGAGCUUACUUCCGCGAGGCAAACAACCGCAGAUCUACGCUUAGCUCUUAGCAACAGCCGCCAUGGGUCAACCUCAACCACAGAGCAACCACUACAGCGCGAAAUAGCCACUUCAGAUACCAGACCCACGCAACAAGACCCAGGAUACGUGCGUGGAGAGGUAGACGGAACUAGAGAGGUUGUAAGAGAAUGUGUCUCGACGGCAAAGGCUUGUGCCGAGGAAGUAUCCUUGCUACGAGCGGAACUAGAAGGCCUGAGAGAGGAACUGGCCCAAAACCGGUCGCGGCAGUCGAUGCCUGAAGACGCGGGCUCCUCGGCAGAAUCCACCCAUGGAAAUACUCACCAUUGAUAUUACCAAGAUCGGUUUAAAAGCGAGCUAGGGGAGGAAGAAAGUAUGGUUCUUAGGUUGAAGCGGUGCCACUGCUGACAUGUCUUCAAGCACUUUUUUAAUUAUUAGUAUGGGACUCUUCCCGGCUUCCAAAGUCGAGCGUCAUCGAGCAGAGGUUCGAGGUAAGCGAUAGCAAAGGAGGAAUGGUGCUUUAUAUGAACACCAGGGGGGAAGAAA
This is a messenger RNA of Daldinia loculata, 1567 nucleotides long. RefSeq lists its product as uncharacterized. Lineage: Eukaryota; Fungi; Ascomycota; Sordariomycetes; Xylariales; Hypoxylaceae. Bases 188 to 1351 code for a protein of 387 amino acids. The transcript has 3 exons. The record is from RefSeq and is a predicted model, not a curated record.